UCGGGUCGAGAGAGAGAGAGAGAGAGAGGGAGGGGGGUCAGGCUACUCUCCCGUCGUCAGCGUUACAUUUGAUCAAGCAGUUGAGUUUCAGGGGAACAGAAAGUAAACCGGCGCAGUGAUGAUGAUGACCCAGGUUGAGACCACGGUGCACUAUGAUAACGGCUACGAGUAUGAGUACAUGAACCAGGAGGAUGAGUGGGACAGGGACAUGCUACUCGACCCUGCCUGGGAACAACAGCAGAGGAAGACAUUCACAGCCUGGUGUAACUCCCACCUGAGGAAAGCCGGCACUCAAAUUGAAAAUAUCGAAGAGGACCUCAGAAAUGGACUCAAACUCAUGCUGCUUCUGGAAGUCAUCUCAGGAGAGAGGUUACCUAAGCCAGACAGAGGCAAGAUGCGAUUUCACAAGAUCGCUAAUGUCAACAAGGCGUUGGAAUACAUCACCAGCAAAGGAGUGAAACUGGUCUCCAUUGGAGCUGAAGAGAUUGUGGACGGUAAUGUGAAGAUGACUCUUGGGAUGAUCUGGACCAUCAUCCUCCGCUUCGCCAUCCAGGACAUUUCUGUGGAGGAAACAUCUGCCAAGGAAGGUCUUCUUCUGUGGUGUCAGAGAAAGACUGCUCCCUACAGGAACGUCAAUGUCCAAAACUUCCAUGUCAGCUGGAAGGAUGGCCUGGCCUUCUGCGCCCUGAUUCAUAGACACAGACCCGACCUCCUCGACUACUCUAAGCUCAACAAGGAUGAUCCUCUGGGGAACCUGAACCUGGCUUUUGACAUAGCCGAGAAACACCUGGACAUUCCCAAAAUGCUGGACGCAGAAGAUAUCAUCAACACCCCCAAGCCCGAUGAAAGAGCUAUCAUGACCUAUAUGUCCUGCUUUUACCAUGCUUUUGCUGGAGCUGAGCAGGCAGAGACGGCUGCCAACAGGAUCUGUAAGGUGCUCGGUGUAAACCAGGAGAAUGAGAAACUGAUGGAGGAAUACGAGAGACUGGCCAGUGAGCUGCUGGAGUGGAUCCGCCGCACCACUCCCUGGCUAGAGAACCGGACUCCAGAGAAGACCAUGGCGGAAAUGCAGCGGAAGCUGGAGGACUUCAGGGACUACAGGCGCCAGCACAAGCCCCCUAAAGUGCAGGAGAAGUGCCAGCUGGAAAUUAACUUCAACACCCUUCAGACCAAGUUGCGGAUCAGCAAUCGCCCUGCCUUCAUGCCCUCUGAGGGGAAGAUGGUAUCUGACAUAGCCAGUGCAUGGCAGGGGCUGGAUCAGGCAGAGAAAGGCUUCGAGGAGUGGCUCCUUACAGAGAUCCGUAGGCUGGAGAGGCUCGACCACCUGGCGGAAAAGUUUCGCCAAAAAGCCACCAAUCAUGAGAACUGGGCCAGCGGUAAAGAACUGAUCCUCUCCCAAAAGGACUAUGAAACAGCCACCCUGACGGAAAUCAGAGCACUGCUUCGAAAACACGAGGCCUUUGAGAGUGACUUGGCAGCCCACCAGGACAGAGUGGAGCAGAUUGCCGCCAUUGCACAGGAACUAAAUGAGCUGGACUACCACAAUGUGGCUGCUGUGAAUCAACGCUGUCAGAGCAUCUGUGACUUGUGGGACAAGCUGGGAACCCUGACUCAAAAGAGGAGAGAGUCUCUGGAGCGGACAGAAAAGCUGCUGGAGACUAUUGAUCAGUUGUUCUUGGAGUUUGCCAAGAGGUUGGCCCCUUUCAACAACUGGAUGGAAGGAGCCAUGGAGGAUCUGCAGGACAUGUUCAUUGUGCAUACUAUUGAAGAGGUCCAGAGUCUAAUCGCAGCUCAUGAGCAGUUCAAAGCUACUCUUCCCGAGGCGGAUGCAGAGAGACAGGCCAUCUUGGGAAUUCACAAUGAGGUGCUGAAAAUUUCGCAGAGCUAUGGGAUCAAGGCCAGCAUUAUCAACCCAUACAGCACCCUCACAACCGAAGAGCUGCUGAACAAAUGGGAAAAGGUGAAGAAGCUGGUUCCUCAGAGGGAUAGUGCCCUCCAGGAGGAGAUGGCACAUCAGCAUGCCCAUGAAAGGCUGAGACGGCAGUUUGCCGCCCAGGCUAAUCUCAUUGGACCCUGGAUACAAGCCAAGAUGGAGGAAGUUGGGCGCUGCUCCCUGGAGAUAGGUGGCGCCCUGGAGGACCAGAUGACACAGCUGAAGCAAUGUGAGCACGUCAUUGUUGCUUACAAGCCCAACGUCGACAAGUUGGAGGGAGACCACCAGCUAAUCCAAGAGUCCCUGGUGUUCGAUAACAAACACACCAACUACAAUAUGGAGCAUAUUCGCGUCGGGUGGGAGCUGCUCCUCACGACCGUCGCCCGAACCAUCAACGAGAUAGAGACCCAGAUCCUGACCCGGGACGCCAAAGGCAUCAGCCAGCAGCAGAUGAAGGAGUUCAGAUCCUCUUUCAACCACUUUGACAGGAAGAAGAAUGGAGCAAUGGAGACUGAUGACUUCAGAGCCUGCCUCAUCUCUAUGGGUUAUGACUUGGGGGAGGUGGAGUUUGCCCGUAUAAUGAUCCUGGUGGACCCCAAUGGUACUGGAAACGUCUCUUUCCAGUCUUUUAUUGAUUUUAUGACGAGAGAGACUGGUGACACAGACACCUCCGAGCAGGUUGUGGCAUCCUUCCGGAUCCUCGCAACUGACAAGCCCUACAUACUAGUGGAGGAGCUGAGGAGAGAACUUCCCCCCGAGCAAGCAGAGUAUUGCAUAAUGAGGAUGCCGCCUUACUCCGGCCAUGGAGCACCACCAGGGUCACUGGACUACACUGCCUUCUCCACUGCACUCUAUGGAGAGAGCGACCUUUAAUCGACUAGAUCACCCUCCAUCUACUGACCGUGUACCUAACCCCCCCCACCCCCCCCGAUGAAUUUAAGGAAUCUAUACAAAAGUUGGAUCAAAUAUGUUAAGUUAAAUGUUUGUGACCAUACUGGAUUUUUCAUCAUCAAAAUCCUUUUGAUCAUUGUCACUUGUCUUGGUCCUCUUGAAUGAGACAUGUCCCCCUAAACAAAUAUAAAUUGCCAUGUUUAAAUUAUAUUGAGAGAAAUAAUGCACUGUACAUUUUGUCUUGUGUAGAAAGUAAGGUUCUGUGAUGGAGGUAAACCUAGAAGAGAAAUGUACUCGAAGAAAAUAGACACUUAGUAAUACUUACUAAUAAGCCAACAGAAUCAUGGUGUUUCUUUAGUGUCAGUUGAAGAAAUUAGACAUAAAAGUCCUGUUUCAUCUAGCAGUGUCAUGUAUUGUUUUCAUGUUUCCUCGCAGUGCCUCCUUUUAGGGAGUACAAUCAUCUGAUAAGGCAUUUUGAGAUGCUUUAAAGUGAAUUAGAAAGGAGCAGUUUCAGACCUACUGCCAUGCAACACCAAACAGUGUAGGAAAUGGGUUCCCAAAAGUCUAUAAAUAUACCAACCCAACAGAGGGAAAGAAGUGGGAAACCACAUGAUUGCGAAAGUAAAUGUUUACAAUUGCUUAGUGGUUUAAAGGCAGAGAACACAGAAAAUGAAAUGUGCAGUAUUCACGAGUAUCGCGUUUUAGGAUUAAACAUUUUGUCAGGCGUUAAUGCUUACACAUACUAGAAAACAAACUCCAAAAAUAAGGUACACAGAUAAGGAAAUAAAGAUAAAAUGAAGCCCACGGGUCCUGCUUGAAGUUUUGGCUUAAAAAACAAAUUGUAUUUAGAUCGUCCAUACUAUCAUAUGCAAAUAGAGUAUUUAAAUAAACAGUAGUGGCAUUGAUUUAACCAGAAUAUGCUAGUUAUGUAUAUGCGCAUAACACCAUUUCCUUAUGCAAAUUACUUUCUGCUAUAAUAAAUGUAAUGCUCUUAAUGACAAGAAUGAUAAAUCAAACAUUUUGUGUGAUGGUUUUCGCAUCCAUUGGCAGUUUGUAAGUCAUGCAAGAGUGCUAGAAUACUGUGGAAGUCAUUAGAGUGAUGACACUUUCUGUGAAGAGGAUCAUUGGCCACUUCACACAUACUGAAGCCAAGGCAGUGGAGCACAUUCAUUUAAAAUCUCAGUUUAGAUUGCUGCAAUCCCCUUUACAUGAAAAAUGUACUUCCACUGUAACAAAUUAACCUUACGUUACUCAUCACUGAUCUCUAGAUCCAAGAGAUGUUCUCAAUUUUGGUGAAAGCUUUGAAUUGUUGGUCCGAAAAUAAAGAUACUCCGGCGGUACUGACACCUUGGAAGACAUUUGCUGGCUCUGUUUUCAACAAAUUCAGUGAGUUAAACGUUGUACUUGAGGGUGAUAGGUUAAUUAAAUUGAUAAAAAAAUAAAGUUUGUGAUUAAUUCAAGCAAUUAAAUGGAAUAAAUCAUUA
Messenger RNA from Anarrhichthys ocellatus (wolf-eel), 4308 nucleotides. It is a transcript of the gene actn2b, whose product is annotated as actinin, alpha 2b. Lineage: Eukaryota; Metazoa; Chordata; Actinopteri; Perciformes; Anarhichadidae. The transcript is spliced from 21 exons. Bases 119 to 2806 code for a protein of 895 amino acids. The record is from RefSeq and is a predicted model, not a curated record. Gene Ontology annotation, molecular function: calcium ion binding; protein binding.